CGUACUUUAAUCUUCCCCUUGUCUGAAGGUUGUGGCCUGCGAGUUGGACGGUAUGCUAGGCUCCAGAAGAGAGUGCAGUGCACGUGAGUACAGUACUUGCCUUAACUUAGCUAGUGAGAUACUCCCCUUUAAGGAAUUGUACAUGUAUUAGCUGAAAGUGUGAUCGUGAUGUAGUGACAUCUGUGUCCAUUGUCUGUAAUAGGCCCAUGCAAACCAAACUACAGAUCUUGGUGGGGGAUGUCCUGAAAACAGAGCUGCCUUUCUUCGACGUCUGUGUCGCCAAUUUACCCUACCAGGUAAAACUCUUCACCCUCAGUAACCAACACGGACCCAGUUCAGUAAAACCAUAAUAGCCUUUUGGCAAAAAUACCUACGGAUAAAUCUGUUUCUUUGUUGUUUUGCAGAUUUCAUCACCUUUUGUCUUCAAGUUACUUCUGCACAGGCUUUUCUUCAGGUAA
This is a messenger RNA of Coregonus sp. 'balchen', 458 nucleotides long. NCBI's taxonomy places the organism in Eukaryota, Metazoa, Chordata, Actinopteri, Salmoniformes, Salmonidae. The record is from the annotation of a GenBank genome assembly.